Messenger RNA from Monosiga brevicollis MX1, 2057 nucleotides. RefSeq lists its product as uncharacterized. The record is from RefSeq and is a predicted model, not a curated record. Gene Ontology annotation, molecular function: 3'-5' DNA helicase activity; four-way junction helicase activity; protein binding. The transcript has 8 exons. Bases 333 to 2057 code for a protein of 574 amino acids. Gene Ontology annotation, biological process: double-strand break repair via homologous recombination. NCBI's taxonomy places the organism in Eukaryota, Choanoflagellata, Craspedida, Salpingoecidae. Gene Ontology annotation, cellular component: nucleus; cytoplasm; chromosome.
GACGCCAGAACGUUUUGGUUGAAACCGCUGCCAUUUUUUGAGGCCACAGAUCUCGCCUCGCAGGUCGUCAGCGUGCGCUGGGCAACCAAGUACGCCGGUCCUAGCAACUGUUAACGAAGAUAAUUGGCCAAAGGUUGUCAGACGAGUUGUACUUGGAGGGGGCUCAUGAAAUUGGUGGUGGGUAGAGAAGCAAGCAAAGCGGUUUGAAGCGGAUGAGAGAGAUACCGUUAUUAUGAGUGAUGAUGGAGAGCAGUUGUACAGUGCGUGUGAUUCAUCAGAUCCACAAGAGGCGCUGCAGCUGGUGACCAGUUGGGACCAACAACGCAUUCGAGAUGCUGCCCAAUACAAAGAUAAGUACACCACUGCACAUGGCCUGCCAUAGGGGUUGUGUCAAGGUGGUGGAGAUGCUGUUGCAGGUGGUGGAGAUGCUGUUGCAGCACGGUGCUGAUGCUAAAGCCAAGAACGACGAACUCAGCACGCUGAUAUUCAUGUAUUUGCUGCUGUGCAAGCCCCUGGAGCACAUGCUGAGCAGCUGGCUGCAAAAGCGGGGCAGGCUAGGUACCCCCGACGACGAGAAUGGUAUUCACAAUGCCGAGCAUGACGAAGAUUUGCUCGACGACGAGCUGGAUGAAGACCACAUGAGCCACGACGAAACGAUGACGUUGCGACGCGAGGUCCGGGACGCUCAACGCCACUACAACAACAGCCACUUGCUCUUCAACAUUGCGCCCCUGCAGACGAUGCUCAACACUCUGGGGGACACGGCCCAGCGGGCCUAUGCGCGCACAGCCAGUGACCAUGUGCAAACCAAAAUGUCGUCGCGACUGAUGCAUCAAGUGGCCUCGCAAAAAUGGCAUGCUUUGUUUGGACUAGAUCGCAAGCGCAGCAUAGCCGAGUUGACCGCGAACCAAGAAGCAUUGGAAGCUCGCUAUCCCAUCAGCUGGAACCCGGUGACUGACCUCUCGCCCGAGGCAAACGGGCGUAUCAUCAUGAACACGAGGGCCGAGCAUGACGUACCCUACAUGACCCAGCUGGCCAAGCAGGCGAGCAUCUCCUGGGGCCACAGUUUCAACAGCCAAGAACAGUUGGACCUGGCUGCGGCCAUUGACCAGCACCGGCCGGAAGAUGGAUGGCUGAUUGUUGUUGCACCAACAGGCAUGGUGGCAGAUGGCCUGGACGUGCUCAUCGUUACGACCGACAUGUUUGUCCGCGUGGGAUCUGAAUCACUACACGGAAAGGUCUGCUUUCAGCGCAUCCGCACCGUGGUGAUGGACGAGGCGCACACGCUCAUCUCGGAUGCCAGCUACCGAGAUGUGAUGGACGAAGUCGCAGCCAGUGUGGGCUCUGGCGGAUGGACCAACAUCAAACGCGUGGCGUUGACGGGCACACUUUGCAUCGGGAACCAGGAGCAUCUGUUUCGAAAGCUGGGUCAGCAAGUCGGGGGCAAGGUGUACCGUCUGGAGACGAUGCGUCGCGAUCUGCAGCUGCGUGUGCUUCACGGAAACCAGCUAAACUUUUUGUCGCAUGUGCAAGCCAUUGUGGACACGCAGCGUAACAUGCGUCAGGCGAAUGGGGAGCGUGUGCACAUGAUGGUCUUUUGUGACACUGUGAACGAGGUGAAGCUGCUGUGUGACCAGCUGCACGCACGCGGCUACGUGGCCUUGCCCUACUACACCGACCUGGAGGAGAAGGCGCAAAAGGACCAUGUGGCACAGUGGCAACGGGGUGAAUGCGACGUCAUUGUGGCCACCAGCUGCCUCAGCACGGGUGUGGAUCUGCUCACCAUUCGCCACGUGCUGUGGUAUGGCAACGGCUACAACGUCUAUACGCUGGCCCAGACGCGCCACGAUGAAGCGGGCCAUGGGCGGGGCGCGCGCGCGCUCCUGGUGGUGCGUUGUCGUCGUUGUGGCGCGACGGGCAAGUGCUGCCGAGGUGCAAGCGACGACAUGGAUGAACGGGUGGCCAAACGACAUUGCCGCGUGACCGUCAUGGAUGGACCAUUCUUGCUGAUCUCGUGUUGGGCUGCCAUUUGUUGUCAAGACAAUUCCUCGAUCUGA